AUGUAUCAACAGCAGGCUGACGACUGGAAAAGGGAACAUCUCGACGAGUGGGUCGGCAGAUCCAUCUCCGCAAAUAUGGAAUAUUAUAGCACCCACUCCGACCUGCCCAGACACGAACUUAUUACCUUCGUUCCCUUCCUUGACGGAGAUAACUUCAGACACGGAGGAUGCGAUGACUACGGAGUGGAGGAGUCGUCGCUCGAUGGAGCUACGUUGAAAUACAGUCGAUAUGGAGACGAGACUUUGAUGGAUGUUUACUUCCGCCCGACCGAAGAGAAAGAGCCUGGGAAUUCACCCGAUGGAUCAUGGGAUUGGAAUUUGUCACCAUG
Messenger RNA from Paraglomus occultum, 329 nucleotides. Lineage: Eukaryota; Fungi; Glomeromycota; Glomeromycetes; Paraglomerales; Paraglomeraceae. The record is from the annotation of a GenBank genome assembly.